GCAAGGAGUACGCACCUAUACAUGCAUUAAUAUAGGGUUACUCCAAGUAAAUUAUUUUAUCAAGUUCAAUAGACAAGGAGAUGGUUUGCCGCCAGACCCUUUCAAGCAUGCAAAACGAUAGUUGUCCUGUGCAACUCGGACCAUGUCCAACCCGCAGUUUCUCCACGGAGGAUGCUGACAAGGAAAACAUAUCGAGCGACGAGAUUAGAGAUACUGCAAUCUCUGAGAUCGCUCGAAAUAUUAGCCGCAGCUCAACAAUUGGCGCCGCCGAUGCGAGGACUGUAUUCAAUCCAGUCCCUGGCAGCAAACUUGACCCCCAUUCCCCCUCAUUCGACCCGACCGCCUGGGUAAAGUCUUUCAAGGCUCUACUUGAAGGCCAAGAAGACAGAGUCUGUCCCAGGCGAGACGCUAUCUCAUUUCACAAUCUUAGCGUUUCAGGACAUAGUGUUGGGACAGCAUACCAGAACACCACGGGGAAUAUUUUCCUGACCGCUCUGUCGUCGCUCGCCAUGUUAUUCAGCAACAACCGGAAGAAAAGCAAAACCGAAAUCCUCCGUGAAUUCGAUGGCAUUGUGAGCCAUGGAGAGAUGCUUCUUGUCCUGGGGCCCCCAGGAUCUGGAUGUUCCACGUUGUUGAAAACGUUAGCUGGCCAAACGAAUGGAUUGAACGUCUCCCGCGAAUCGUAUCUGAGUUACCGAGGAAUGCCAGCGAAGGAGAUGUAUCACUCGUUCCGCGAUGAUAUUUUAUACAAUGCUGAACUGGACGUUCACCUUCCUCAUCUGACUGUGGGGGAGACAUUGACGUUCGCAGCUCGUGCAAAGGUAGGGAUGCAUAUUCUGGGAGGAUUUAGCCCAACUCAAAUAAGCAAUACUAUCCGGGAUGUAGUGAUGGCUAUUUUUGGGAUAGCACAUACGAAGAACACCAGGGUGGGCGAUGAAUACGUUCGAGGUGUCAGUGGUGGUGAGCGCAAACGAGUCAGCAUUGCUGAGGCUGCCUUGACUGGAGCUAGGUUCCAAUGCUGGGAUAAUUCCACCCGUGGAUUGGACAGUCGCAACGCCAUCCACUUCUGCAAGACCCUCCGUGUUCAAGCAGAUUACAUGGAUGUGGCCUCCGCGGUGGCUCUUUAUCAGGCACCACAGGAGGCGUAUGAGCUUUUUGACAGGGUGACCGUGCUCUAUGACGGAUUGCAGAUUUUCUAUGGGCGGGUGGAAAUGGCUAAGAAGUACUUUGAGGAGCUUGGAUUUGAGUGUCCCGAGAGGCAAACAACGCCCGAUUUCCUAACUUCCAUGACAAGCGCACAGGAGCGCAGGGUCAAGCCAGGUUACGAGCAUAAGGCUCCGCGGAGUCCAGAAGAAUUUGCCUCUAGAUGGAGAGAGAGCGAGCAGCGCCUGAGCCUGCUGAAGGAAAUAGAGGAGAAUAAAGUCGGCUAUGGUGAAGUCCAACAUCUGAAAAACCAGAGAAAGAACAGCUCAACCAAUUCUGGGGCGAAUCACAAGUACAGGUCUCCUUAUACCUUGCCCUACUGGCGCCAGACCGAGCUUUGCCUCUGGCGCGGUUGGAGACGACUAUUGGCAGAUCCGGAGUUCACAAUUGCUCAGCUCUUGUUCAACUUCAUCGUUAGUCUCGUACUGGGGUCUAUGUUCUAUAACAUGAGGGCAGACACGUCGAGCUUCUAUUAUAGGGGCGGAGUGAUAUUCUUUGCCCUCCUCUUCAACGCCUUUGCAAGCCAACUGGAAGUCCUUACACUCUACGCCGAACGGCCAACCGUCGAAAAGCACAAUCGUUAUGCAUUCUAUCGACAGUCUGCCCAGGCGACCGCGAGCUUUUUGAUUGACAUCCCAUACAAGACAGUGAACAUGAUCAUAUUCAACGUGAUCGUUUACUUCAUGGCUAACCUCCGACGGGAAGCUGGUUCCUUCUUCUUCUUCUGUUUAACUACAUACCUCACCACUUUGACCAUGUCCUCGGUGUAUCGCACUCUCGCAUGCGUGACGCGCACUUCCCAUCAAGCGAUGGUUCCCAGCUCUAUACUUACCCUUGGGGUGAUGAUUUAUACGGGAUUUACUAUACCUACGUCAUAUAUGCCACGAUGGUCUCGCUGGAUGAACUAUAUCAACCCACUAGCUUAUGCAUUUGAAUCGCUGAUGGCAAACGAGUUUCAUGGACGGGGUUUCCCAUGCGCUAAGAUAGUCCCCUCAGGGCCCGCAUAUGACGAUGUGGCCGUCGACAAUUGGAUUUGUGCAUCAGUGGGAGCUAGGCCAGGUUCCCAUGUCGUCGAUGGGGAUGAUUACAUCAACAUUUCGUUUGGCUACUGGAAUUCUCAUAAAUGGAGAAACGUAGGGAUCCUUUUUGCAUUUCUCGUAGGCUUCUUCGCGUUAUAUACCAUUUCCGCGGAGUGUGCUCGUCCCCCGGAGAGUAAGGGGGAAGUAUUAGUUUUUCGGAGAAGGCGGAUGCCACGCACUCCUCAGAGCGCCGACCUUGAAUCAAGACCUAAACUGCAGCCGCUACUUGAAAAGGCACAGGGAAGAACUAUUAUCAAGGAUGGCGCGGACCUAGGAGCUGUCUUCCACUGGGAAGAUCUAUGCUAUGAUAUCAAGAUCAAGGGGGAGGACCGCCGGAUUCUGGACCAUGUUGAUGGCUGGGUGCGACCAGGGACGUCAACAGCACUUAUGGGCUCAUCUGGCGCCGGGAAGACAACACUUCUAGAUAUCCUGGCGAGCCGAGUAACGGUAGGAGUAGUGUCGGGUGACAUACUUGUGGACGGCAUUCGGACUGAUGCAUCCUUUGCUCACCAUAUUGGAUAUGUACAGCAGCAGGACCUUCAUCUCAGCACAACAACUGUCCGCGAAGCUUUGGAGUUUAGUGCUCUGCUCCGUCAAUCAGCCAGCAUACCGCGCCAAGAGAAGCUAGCCUACGUCGAGGAAGUAAUCAAAACCCUAGAGAUGGACGAAUUCGCGGAUGCGAUUGUUGGCAUUUCAGGAGAAGGCCUUAAUGUGGAACAGCGCAAGCGACUUACCAUUGGUGUUGAGCUCGCUGCAAGGCCAGAACUUCUUGUGUUCUUAGAUGAACCUACUUCCGGUCUAGAUUCCCAAACGUCGUGGGCGAUUUGUGACCUAAUCGAGAAGCUGGUUAAGAGUGGCCAGGCCGUUCUCUGCACUAUCCAUCAACCCUCCGCAAUACUAUUUCAGAGAUUCGACCGCCUCCUCCUGCUACAGCCAGGAGGCAAGACUGUCUAUUUUGGUGAUCUUGGCAGGAACGCGACUAUACUGAUCGACUAUCUAGAGCGCUAUGGGGCAGCGAAAUGUUCUGCAGAAGCAAAUCCUGCCGAAUGGAUGCUUAGCACCAUAGAACAACCUCCCCCAAACUCGGGCCAUACAGAUUGGUCUGAAGUGUGGCGUUCCUCCCCAGAAUAUCGAGAGAUGAAGCGGGAGCUAGAAAUUUUAAGGCAACGGAUGCACAAUAGGCAGCCUGCUAUACCGGCAGCCUCCACAGCAGAUCAUUGGCAGUUCGCCGUUCCCUUCUCCGUUCAAUUUUGGGAGGUCCUGAAACGUGUGUCAAGACACUUUUACCGCUCGCCCACUUACAUCUACUCCAAAGUUGUCUUAGUAGUCUUGUCGGUAGGCUGGAGCACUUUCUCUGCAGCUAGCACUACAAGUUUCGAGGCCCACAAUAGUAUACAGGGGCUCCAGAACCAGCUUUACGCAUUUUAUAUGUAUUUAACUCUCUUCGGGAGUCUCAACGAACAGAUUAUGCCCGUGUUUGUUCCCCAACGUGCACUGUACGAGGUGCGCGAGCAACCUUCCAGGAUGUACCAAUGGUCCACGUAUGUACUCUCUAAUAUUAUAGUGGAGGCCCUUUGGAACACGCUUGUAGCCGUUCUUAUGUAUUUUUGCUGGUUUUAUCCUGUUGGCUUCACACAGAAUAUGACUGUCGAGGACGUCCAUAUCCGUGGAUUCUUGGUCUUUCUAUUUCUGUGGAUGUUCAUGCUUUUUGUGAGCACGUUCUCACACCUAGUCAUCACGGCCAUGGAGACACCGGACACUGCAGGAACACUGGCCGCUUUGAUCUGGAUCCUGUGCAUUGCGUUCUGUGGGGUGGGCGUAUCUAAAGUAGAUCUGCCUGGCUUCUGGUCGUUUAUGUACUAUCUCUCACCUGCGACGUACCUCGUCAGUGGUGUGAUGUCAACCUCACUGAGUGGGUCCAAGGUGACGUGCGCAACAAAUGAGCUCCUUCAUGUUCGACCACUCAAAAACAUGACCUGCGGCGAAUAUAUGAGCGAGUUCAUUAGCCAUGCCGGCGGGUACCUCCUCGAUUCCAAUGCGACGGGACAGUGCGAGUACUGCACUCUAGCCUCUACAGAUGAAUACCUAGCCGGAUUCAAUAUUGACUUCAAGGAUAGAUGGCGGAACUUUGGACUACUUUGGGUUUACGUGGCAUUUAACAUUUUUGCUGCAUUGGGAGUGUAUUACUGUUUCCGAGCAUCCAAGUGCCACAAGGUGAAGAAGGGCAGCAGGAACACAAGAGAGAAAGGGAAUUAA
Molecule: messenger RNA, 4538 nt
Organism: Aspergillus alliaceus
Lineage: Eukaryota; Fungi; Ascomycota; Eurotiomycetes; Eurotiales; Aspergillaceae
Product: ABC-2 type transporter-domain-containing protein
Exons: 11
Coding region: 81-4538 (1485 amino acids)
Biological process (GO): transmembrane transport
Cellular component (GO): membrane
Molecular function (GO): ATP hydrolysis activity; ABC-type transporter activity; ATP binding
Source: RefSeq, a predicted model, not a curated record